This is a messenger RNA of Oryzias melastigma (Indian medaka), 2918 nucleotides long. RefSeq names its product lanosterol synthase (2,3-oxidosqualene-lanosterol cyclase) (gene lss). The record is from RefSeq and is a predicted model, not a curated record. Gene Ontology annotation, cellular component: lipid droplet. Gene Ontology annotation, molecular function: lanosterol synthase activity. Gene Ontology annotation, biological process: triterpenoid biosynthetic process; cholesterol biosynthetic process. NCBI's taxonomy places the organism in Eukaryota, Metazoa, Chordata, Actinopteri, Beloniformes, Adrianichthyidae. The coding region runs from base 711 to 2918 and encodes 735 amino acids. The transcript has 22 exons.
CAGACUACACGUUAUUGUUGGCAUUGUGUUGCAUUACUUAUUCAAUAUAUUCCAAGGGGGCACCAUAAAGGAGGCAAUGCCAUUCACCCCACACCUAGACCAUUGGAAAAGGUCUUAAACUUAGAAAUGUGGUGCACAUAUUGAUACUUUUCAAGUAGUGAUUGAUCAUACUUGACAUUACUAUAUUCAAUGUGAAGUAAUUAUCAAGAAAGCUUGAUUUCUUGUUUAAUUUUUAAAUGUAACUUAAAUGUAAGCAGCAACAACAGUUGGUUAUAUUUGUUGUUAUCUUCAUAUGCUUAUUUGUUAUAUCUGUUUCAUAAAUUACGUUGUAAAAGUUUUUUAUCCGGACAUUUAUUAAUAGAAGGCGUAAGGUCCACUAUGAGCACAUGUGUAAUGUUGUUCGUAGUAUUAAUCUGAUUGGUGGACCUUAUCAUGGACCCGCCCACUCUCAAUAAUUCCUUUUGACUAUUGGACAGCCAAGUCUCUGCUCAUGUCUCUCCAUGUCCCGAAUGCCUCGGAAGGCACCGCAAAGGCUGCUGGGGACUGAAGUCCAUUAGUCCUGACAAAAUAAAGUCAGUGCCCUUUAUGCACUACAAUUCCCAUAAGUGUAGGAAAAGGCGUGUCCUGCAAACUUUUGUACAGAGGCAAAUUCAUACAGUUCUGGAGGCAGAGAAGUAGGCCGAUAUCUGUGUUUGACAAACAACGCAACUAUGACUGAGGGAACACACCUGAGGAGGAGAGGAGGACCUUACAAGACAGAACCAGCCACAGACCUGAGCCGCUGGAGGCUGACUAAUGUAGAAGGCAGACAGACGUGGAGCUACGUGGAGGAACAGGACACUCCAGACAGAGAGCAGACCAUGCUAGAAGCAUUUAGUCUUGGCCUAGACACUAGCAAGUUUGUUUCUGACAGUCCAGCUGCCCUCACUGCCUCUGAUGCUGCUCUGAAAGGUAUGCACUUCUACAGUCUACUCCAGGCUGAAGACGGUCACUGGGCUGGGGACUAUGGUGGACCUCUCUUCCUGUUGCCAGGCCUCCUUAUAACAAGUCAUGUGGCUCAGAUCCCUUUGCCUGAAGCCUGGAAGAAAGAGAUGGUGAGAUACCUCCGCUCGGUUCAGCUGCCAGAUGGAGGCUGGGGUCUACAUAUAGAGGAUAAGUCUACCGUUUUCGGCACUGCACUGAGUUAUGUAUCCCUGAGAAUCCUGGGAGUGGAUGCUGAUGAUCCGGAUUUGGUUCGUGCCAGAAACAACCUGCAUGACAAAGGUGGUGCUGUUGGAAUUCCCUCUUGGGGUAAAUUCUGGUUGGCCAUUUUAAAUGUCUACAGUUGGGAAGGAAUCAACACGUUACUACCAGAGAUGUGGUUGUUUCCUACCUGGAUGCCAGCCCACCCUUCUACACUGUGGUGUCACUGCCGCCAAGUCUACCUUCCCAUGAGCUACUGUUACGCUGUCAGACUCAAAGCACAGGAGGACUCCCUCGUUCUUAGCCUCAGACAGGAGUUGUAUGUUCAGGAUUAUGCUACCAUCAACUGGCCUGCUCAGAGGAACAAUGUGGCACCAUGUGACCUAUACACGCCUCACAGCACACUGCUAACUGUCGCCUACAUGGUGUUGAACUUUUAUGAAGCUCAUCACAGUGCUGCACUAAGAAAAAUGGCGGUCAAAGAAUUAUACGACCACAUCCAGGCUGAUGACCGCUUCACAAAGUGCAUCAGCAUCGGACCGAUUUCCAAGACUAUCAACAUGCUGGUUUGCUGGUAUGUGGAUGGUGCUUCUUCACCAGCCUUUCAGGAACACGUGUCCAGAAUACCCGACUAUCUCUGGUUGGGGUUAGAUGGCAUGAAAAUGCAGGGAACAAAUGGAUCUCAGCUCUGGGACACUUGUUUUGCUGUACAAGCGUACCUUGAGGCAGGAGGUCAGAAUGACAGCAGGUUAGCCAACUGUCUUCAUGAGGCCCAUCGCUUUCUCAACAUCACACAGAUACCCGAUAAUCCUCCAGAAUACCAAAAAUACUACAGGCAGAUGAACAAGGGAGGCUUCCCCUUCAGUACCCGUGACUGUGGCUGGAUUGUAGCUGACUGCACAGCAGAGGGACUGAAGUCAGUGAUGCUGCUGCAGGAGCUCUGUCCCUUCAUCAAAGAUCAUAUCCCCUCAGAGCGUUUGUAUGAUGCUGUCAAUGUGCUGCUGAGCAUGAAAAAUUCAGAUGGUGGAUUUGCUACCUAUGAAACUAAGAGAGGAGGGAGACUCUUGGAGCUGCUGAAUCCCUCUGAGGUGUUUGGAGACAUUAUGAUUGAUUACACAUAUGUGGAGUGUACUUCAGCAGUGAUGCAAGCUCUGAGGCACUUCCAGAAGGUUUACCCAGAUCACCGUGCAGAAGAGAUAAGCUCAACUCUGCAUGAGGGGCUGGAGUACUGCAGGAGGGUUCAAAGACCUGAUGGAUCCUGGGAAGGAUCUUGGGGAGUUUGUUUCACGUAUGGAAUCUGGUUCGGGCUGGAAUCUUUUGCGUGCAUGGGACACACUUACAAACAAGAUGGUGUGUGUGAGGAGGUGCAGAAAGCUUGUCAGUUUCUGCUGGACCGGCAGAUGUCAGAUGGAGGAUGGGGGGAAGACUUUGAGUCAUGCGAGCAGCGGCGCUACGUCCAAAGCAGUGCUGCACAGAUACACAACACCUGCUGGGCUUUGUUGGGGCUAAUGGCUGUUAGGCAUCCAAACAGAGAGGCCAUUGAGAGAGGAGUUCAAUUACUGAUUGACAAGCAGCUGCCCAAUGGAGACUGGCCUCAGGAAAAUAUUGCUGGUGUUUUUAACAAGAGUUGUGCCAUCAGCUACACAUCCUACAGAAACGUUUUUCCGAUCUGGACCCUCGGCCGCUACUCACGGCUUUACCCCAAUAAUCAGUUGGCUGGAAAGAUGAAGCUGUAA